CUUCUUUUUCUCUUUCAGCUUCGGACAAAUCCCAAAUCACGGAGAUUUCAAUUUUCAGACCAUAGUACAAAGUCCCCCCUCCCUGCAAGAAAAAAGAAAAACACUCAGAUCUCCAGAUGGUGGAUUCUCCAAGAGCAUCGAGUUCAUCUUCUUCGUUACCUCCUCCAAGAUCGUACCUCAUCUUUAUGCGAAUCAUGAGCAAGAGAAGGACAUGGGUCUGUCUCUUUGUCGCUGUCUACGCCAUUCUCCUGUCUUCCUCAUGGAACUUCUUGACAUCUGUGCUUAGCUGGUACAAGCUCCAGUACACGUCAUCGCCGUCGCCGUCUCGAAUACCGGCGGUUUACGCUUCUGUGGUGUUGGGAGCAGUGUUCGGAGCGAUGUCGAUGGUUGCGGCGGCGGCGGUGGCUGUUCCGGCGGUGAUGGUGAUAUGGAUAUCGGUGGUUGUGUUGCUUGCUUUCUUUGGGAAGUCGAGAAGAGAUUUGGUUGUAGAAGCUCGGAAGAUUACUAGAGAAGUGUUUGGGUUUGUGUUUAAGGUUCUUUUGAAAGAAGGCAAUGCUGUUGCUGCUGUUUGUGCUGUUUUGGGUUAUUUUCUUCUUAUUAGAAAGGAUUUUGAUUCGGUUUAAGUGUUUUGAUCUUGGAAGAAUCUGACGAUUUUUAUUAAGAAACUUUGGUCUUUUUGUUUCUUGUUUUAACCUUUUGUUAAUGUAGAAACUAGCAAUGUAUAUGUACAUUUUUUAUGAUCAUAUAACUGUGAUGUUCAUG
Messenger RNA from Eruca vesicaria subsp. sativa (arugula), 762 nucleotides. NCBI's taxonomy places the organism in Eukaryota, Viridiplantae, Streptophyta, Magnoliopsida, Brassicales, Brassicaceae. The record is from the annotation of a GenBank genome assembly.